Messenger RNA from Ilyonectria robusta, 894 nucleotides. Its product is annotated as histidine phosphatase superfamily. Gene Ontology annotation, molecular function: phosphatase activity. NCBI's taxonomy places the organism in Eukaryota, Fungi, Ascomycota, Sordariomycetes, Hypocreales, Nectriaceae. The coding region runs from base 1 to 894 and encodes 297 amino acids. The record is from RefSeq and is a predicted model, not a curated record. The transcript is spliced from 2 exons. Gene Ontology annotation, cellular component: cytoplasm.
AUGACUCCCCGCUGGGUCUUUUCCACCGAGAGCGGCGUCUUUUCCGACCUCUCCGACCUGAGGCAUCAGUACGCCGGCCACAAGGUCACCACGCAGCCGCAUCUCGGGCUGGUCCCGGGCAAGAAGUAUCCCUCCGACGACGCGAGCUCGCCUGACCAGCGGGACUGGGUGCGGUUCGCGGCCUAUGUCAAGUGGCUCAACGAGACGACGCCGGAAAAUGUGAUGUACAAGGUGCUGUACCUGACGCGCCACGGGUAUGGGUAUCAUAAUAAGAAGCAUGCCGAGGUGGGCACGGUUGAGUGGGAUAGUAAAGUGUCGUUUUUAAACGGCGACGAAAAGGAGACUUGGUUCGACGCCCAUCUCACCGACGUCGGCAUCCAACAAGCCCGCGAUCUCAACACCUUCUGGACCGACCUCAUCGCCACCGACGGCGCGCCGCUCCCGCAAACCCUCUUCACCAGCCCGCUCGCACGCUGCCUGCAGACAACCGAGUACAUAUUCGGGCCGCUGAUGGUCGCCCACAGCCAGCCCUUCCAGCCCAUCGUCAAGGAACUCCUCCGCGAGCGCAUCACGCUGCACACGUGCGACCUGCGCCGCCCGGCAUCGUGGAUCCGCGAGAACUACCCGGCGUACGAGCUGGAGGACGGGUUCGCCGAGGCGGACGGCUUCGGGCGCGACGGGCACGCCGAGACGGACGACGAGCACGUCGCGCGGAAGCAGGCGGCGCUGGAGGACAUUUGGAGCCGCGAGUGCGGCGACGUGGUGUCGUUGACGGUGCAUUCGUAUGCGAUCCGUGCCAUUCAGGCGGCGUGUGGCGGGAAGACGUGUCGGACGAGAGAGGGCACGUCGAUUGCAAUUUUGGUCAGGGGGCAGAGGAGCGUGGAUGAUGAGUGA